Molecule: messenger RNA, 2705 nt
Organism: Onychostruthus taczanowskii (white-rumped snowfinch)
Lineage: Eukaryota; Metazoa; Chordata; Aves; Passeriformes; Passeridae
Gene: OSBPL7
Product: oxysterol binding protein like 7
Exons: 20
Coding region: 174-2705 (843 amino acids)
Cellular component (GO): cytosol; perinuclear endoplasmic reticulum; plasma membrane
Molecular function (GO): cholesterol binding
Source: RefSeq, a predicted model, not a curated record
CCGCCGCCCCCUGUCCCAGCGGGGCUGCCGCUGCCGUCCCGGAGCCCCCUGACCCGCCGUCCCCUCCCCGCAGCGGCUCCCGCCGUGACGGCCGAGCUCGGAGCCCCGGCCCCGCAGCCCGGACGUGGCGGGGGGCUCGGCCCGGUGCCCCCUGCCCCCGCUGCUCGCCGGCCAUGGGCAGCCACGAGAAGGACCCGUGCUCCCCGAAAAGGGCCCUGUCCCGCUCCAACAGCACCGUGUCUUCCAAGCACAGCAGCGUCCAGCAGGGCUCGGAGAGCUGGGAGGUGGUGGAGGAGCCCCGUGCCCGGGGCAGCCCCGGGCAGCAGCCUCAGCGGCACGAGGGGUACCUGCUCAAGAAGAGGAAAUGGCCCCUGAAGGGCUGGCACAAGCGGUACUUCGUGCUGGAAAACGGGAUCCUGAAAUAUUCCACCACGCGCCAGGACGUCCUCAAGGGCAAGCUGCACGGUGCCAUCGAUGUCCGGCAGUCCGUCAUGUCCGUCAACAAGAAGGCUCAGAGGGUUGACCUGGACACAGAGGACAACAUUUAUCACCUCAAGAUCAAGUCCCCGGAGGUGUUCUCCAGCUGGGUGAGCAGCCUGUGCAGGCACCACCACGGCGAGCGGCCGGGGCCGUGUCCCCCCGGGGGUCCCACGGGGACCAGCACGCAGGGCCAGUGGACACGGAUCCUGCCCUCGGGCAGCGCCCCUGCCCUGUCCACGCUGGCCAGCCCCCGGGACAAGGUGAACGCCUGGCUGAAGGACAGCGAGGGGCUGGAGCGCUGCUCGGCCGAGCUGUCGGAGUGCCAGGCCAAGCUGCAGGAGCUGACGGGGAUGCUGCAGCACCUGGAGGCCCUGCACCGCAUCCCCUCGGCCCCGCUCAUCGCCGGCAGCCAGCCCUCAGCUGCCACGGAGAGGCCGAAGAAGGGCCGCAGGAGCACCAAGAUCUGGUGCACGCAGAGCUUCGCCAAGGACGACACCAUCGGCAGGGUGGGCCGCCUGCACGGCUCUGUCCCCAACCUGUCCCGCUACCUGGAGGCGUCGCAGAGCCAGCUGCCCUUCAGCGUGCCCCCGGAGUACAGCCAGCUGCAGCGCAGCUUCUGGGUGCUGGCCCAGAAAGUGCACGGCUCGCUGAGCAGCGUGGUGGCCGCGCUGGUGGCCGAGAGGACCCGUCUGGAGGAGAUGCGGCAGGCGCUGGACCGGCAGUGCCCGGCCCCACGGCCCGGCAGCGCGGGCACCGCGGGGCCCGCCCUGCGCCGCUUCCACUCCCUGUCCGUCUCCUCCGACACCACCCUGGACUCCUUUGCCUCGCUGCACCCGGACGAGCCGGACGCGCUGCCCGCCAAGGGCCGGGAGCAGCAGCUCUCCAACCGCAGCAUCGUCUCGCUGGCCGACUCCCACACCGAGUUCUUCGAUGCCUGCGAGGUUUUCCUCUCCGCCAGCUCCUCUGAGAACGAGCCCUCGGAGGACGAGUCGUGCAUCAGCGAGGUCACCAGCAGCGUCUGCGAGGAGGCCGCCGAGCCGGGGGGGCCGGGCCGCCCCCCGACAGGAGCGGAGCGCCCGGGGCUGCCGGCGGAGCCGCCGCCGCUGGAGCCGCCGCUGGAGCUGCCGGGGCCCGACCCGCGGCGGAGGAGCCGCCUGCCCGCGCCCCCCGCGCCCUCGGGGGACGUGAGCCUGUGGGGGCUCCUGCGGAGCAGCGUGGGCAAGGACCUGUCCCGCGUGGCGCUGCCCGUGCAGCUGAACGAGCCGCUGAACACCCUGCAGCGGCUCUGCGAGGAGCUGGAGUACAGCGAGCUGCUGGACAGGGCCAGCCGCGCCCGCGACCCCCGGCAGCGCCUGGUGUACGUGGCCGCCUUCGCCGUGUCCGCCUACGCCUCCACCUACUACCGGGCGGGCAGCAAGCCCUUCAACCCCGUGCUGGGUGAGACCUACGAGUGCGUGCGGCCCGACCGCGGCUUCCGCUUCAUCAGCGAGCAGGUGUCCCACCACCCCCCAAUCUCCGCCUGCCACGCUGAGUCCGACAACUUUGUCUUCUGGCAAGACAUGAGGUGGAAGAACAAAUUCUGGGGCAAAUCCCUGGAGAUCGUCCCCAUGGGCACCGUCAAUGUCCAGCUGCCCAGGACCGGGGACCACUACGAGUGGAACAAGGUGACCACGUGCAUCCACAACGUGCUGAGCGGGCCGCGCUGGAUCGAGCACUACGGGGAGGUGCUGAUCCGCAACACCCGCGACGCCUCCUUCCACUGCAAGCUCACCUUCUGCAAGGCCCGGUACUGGGGCGCGGGGGCCAACGAGGUGCAGGGCGCCGUGCUGAGCCGCAGCGGGACGGCCGUGGAGCGCCUGGCGGGCAAGUGGCACGAGGGGCUGCACCGCGGGCCCGCCCCGGGCCAGUGCGUCUGGAGAGCCAACCCCAUGCCUCGAGACCACGAGAGGAGCUACGGCUUCACGCAGUUCGCGCUGGAGCUGAACGAGCUGACGCCGGAGCUGCGCCGCGUGCUGCCCUCCACGGACACGCGCCUGCGGCCGGACCAGCAGGGCACCCCAAGGCUCAGGGGGGUGUGGGGCUCUCAGGAGGAUGCAGGGGUCUUAUGGGAUGGGGAGACCCUUCCCAGGAGUCUUGAGAGCACCCCGUGGCUCAGGGGAGUGUGGCACUUUCAGGGGGGUGUGGGGCUCUCAGGGAAGGGGGAAAGCCCCCCACGAGAGGCCUGA